Molecule: messenger RNA, 5522 nt
Organism: Heteronotia binoei (common prickly gecko)
Lineage: Eukaryota; Metazoa; Chordata; Lepidosauria; Squamata; Gekkonidae
Gene: PRR14L
Product: proline rich 14 like
Exons: 4
Coding region: 2-5521 (1839 amino acids)
Source: RefSeq, a predicted model, not a curated record
CAUGGCUAAGGUUGAGGUUUCAGAAACCAGCACCUUAUUGUCUCACAAGCCUGUAAAUGUUAUGGACAAUGCUACCUCAGAAGAACAUCUGCAAAAAGUGAACAAACAUCAAGCGCUGACAGCCUGUACAGUCUUAUCAGCAACUUUAGGGGCCUGCGUCCUUUCUGGCUCAGAGGGUGUAGGAGAAACAUUGUUCAGUUAUCAUAAGGCUGCUAACACAACCCUUAACAACAGUCUGCCUUUCCAGCCAGAUGAAAAGAACUUUCACAAUAAUAUAUCUGUUCCAGUAUCGGAAAGCUUGGUUGCUACUGAUGAUCAGCUAUCAGAUAUGAGUUUGGAAGCCUCCAGUCUUCACUUUAAAAGUUGUUUGGAAUUUGGAAGUGUGCUUUGGGAAGAGAAUCUGAACAUCUCUGAAGUUAUCUGUGAAAUGCAGGAGAGUUGCCCUGUUGGCAAGGAGGACAGCUUGAAAAGCAAAACUAGUACCAAAACAACUGAACUUCUGGAAGAAUGGGCUCCUGACAUAAAUAUGAAGAAGGCUGCAUCACCAGUCUGGAGCAGUGAAGAUCUGUCCAGUGAUGAUGAACAAGAAAUGGCCAUUUGUAUGGAUCAUUCCUAUAGUAGUAUUUAUAAGGAAAGUUCUGAAUGUCAGGCAUCUGAAGAACAUUUAGAAAAUGACAUAACACCAGUCCUUUCAGAAACUGACAGCACACAAAAAGAGGCAGAUCAGCUAUGUGCCUUUCUCAAUGAUGUAUGUAUGUCCACUAAGGUGGAAGAAAACAGCCUUUUUUUGGUGGAAGCUAGCAACAUCAUCUGCAAGCAAGAAACUUCUAGUAACUUACAGGACAUUUCCAUUGAAAGCAUUAAUUCAGUACCCAUCUGCCAUGACUCCUUGGGUGAUGACACUAAAUUAUGCCGAGAAGGUUUACCAAAAAUAGAAUCCAAUAGUGAUACAAGGAAAGGAAUCUUGAAUUGUGCUUUAGCUACACAUCUGCACAUUGCCAAUGCUACUUCCACAGUAGACACUGACCUAAUUAUUGAUGAAGAAAAUCAUGAAAGAAGCCAAAUCUCUAGUGAGCAUUCAUGUACUCAGCAAGCUAAUGUGACUUUAAGCAGCACUGAGCUCCUAGAUAACCUGCCUGGAGAAGGAUUCCCUGGGCUCUGUGCAAAAUUACUGUCAGGAAGCACUGACUGCUUACUUCAUCACAGGAGGAAGUUGGCUUCAGCAAAUCAAAAAUGUGGUAGUUGCAUCUUGACAAGUGUGCCAGGUAUGCUGAAUGAUGCAGAAAAAAGAGCAACUGAUGUAGCAGCCAGAACAAAUACUGAAGAAGUUGACAGAUUGGAAAUGAGCUGUGCUUCUAUUCCUAUCAGGACAGCUGGCCUUCUUGAAGAGUAUGAUGUUAAGGGAUGUGACUCUCCUUCUAAUGAAAAUAGCUGGGUUCACUUGGAUGGAACAGAUGGCAGCUUGGAUUCCGUUUGCUCUAUGGGGGUGUCUAGCGCUGGUCUCCCUCAGGCUGACACUUUAAAGCUCAGUGCAGAAGUUGAGAAUCAGAGGGCUGAAGAUGGUGAUGAGGAUGGUGGCAGUGGUAUAAAUGCCGAAGAAAUUUUGAAUAUUGACACCAGCGUUUACCCUCCACAUACAAACAUAGAACAAGAACUGAUUAAGGCUUCGCUGGACAUGAAGGACAGCGUGGAAAUGAUGGAAAAUUUCAAAGGGUGUGAAUACUGUCUUGGAAAUAACAUGACUGAAAAAUCAACAGGUGGCAGAGGUUUGGAUAAAAUUGUCUGUCCCCUUAAAUUUCACAGCUUUACAAAAGGAGAGAGCCAGGAAGAACUAGAGAAAUACCAAACUCACCCUUCCUCCUUUUCAGAUGUUUCCAGUCUGAAGAUGGACCUGAUCUCCAAUCACCCAUAUUGCACAAAGCAGCAGGACCAUCCCAUCCUGGAGAAAAAUCCAGGUCUGCAUCGGAUGAGAGUUCAGGCCCUUGUGUGUCAGGAUUAUCAUGUUAAUAACCUAGAUUCUUUUAAUCAGAAAAAUGUAACACCCCAAGAAAUGAGAGUUCUAGCAUGCCAGCAGUAUGUUUUUGUUAACUCCAAAAAGCAAAUGGAAGAUAGUACAGUUCAGACUGUGAACCAUUCACUUGAAGAGACUCAAAGGUCUGUCAUCUGUAGUCAAGAUGAGUCAGUAUAUCCAAAGACAGACCAAAAUUUAACUCCACAAACUCAUCCAGUGCUCUUAAUAAAAAAUGGUGUUCAAGAGACAUUUCAGUCAAGCAUGAGAGGCAAUAGGCUGUGCUAUAAAAAACCAUCAAAGUUAAUCAAUAAUCCAUUGAAAGAAGGGUUAAUAGAAUUAAACCAUACUGGAAUGUUUUUAGAACGUUUAGGACAUGCUUUUGAGCGACUGAAGUCAAGUAGAUUCGUUCAUCAGCGAGGUCAUCAGAAAGCAACUGAAUUCUGUUCUGCCUUGCGAUCAGUCAGGAGGAGAUCUUUUCAAAUGCGAAAUAAAUACUUCCUAAAGUUUAGAAGUAAACCUAGGUUACUUCCUAAUCACAUUUCUUUUCUUCUGAACUCACUGAUGUUUACAACAGCUGCUGGUCAGAGAACUAUGGAGGGUGUGUGUUCAAAAUUGUUCAAGGACAGUUUUAUAUGUAUAUCUUUUGGAGUGCAGCCUAUUCAGAAUUUAGCAGCCUGUUUGCCUGGAAAAGAUAAACCACCUACUUCACUUUUUCUGAAUGUUUUUGACUCUUCUGCAGCAGCAGCAUCAUUGGAAAGAAAAGCAGAUGAUCACAUAUUUUCAGAAGAUGGCAAAUCAUGCUGUUCUCUCAGAGGGGUUGUAUAUGUGGGCUCUCCUCCUGGAAGCAAAGGGAUACUUGUAAGCACAGUUCACAGCAUGCCAGAUGUUGAAGUAAUGGAUGAAAUUUUAUCUAUAACAUCCUGUGGUCCUGAACCCUCAAAGAAAAGCAGACCGUCCUCUGACAAUAACCAGAGACAGCAUAGUCUAAUAAAUGAGAAAACUAAGAUACCAAUUCAUUUGCACAGUAAAGGUUCUUUCAGAGCUCUUUUGGACUUACUUCUUGUUGGGAAAGAGGAAAUCAUAAUUCCAUUCAAGUCUGCAAUACACACAAGGUCUCCUUUUUUCCACCCACUUGAAUGCAUUUCAGAGCUUAGUUUGAAUGAAGGACACACAUAUGCCAAAGAUCCCUCCAAACCAGCAGUUGUCAAACAGCAUGUUUUGCAGCCUAAAGAUGUAUUUCCUUCAAUGACACCAAGAAUCCUUUGCAGCAACGUGCCUUGUCCUUCUUUAAGCGACAGUCUGUUUAAAGCCUUGGCCAAAUGGUUCAGUAUUACACAGAGAAAUUUGCAGAGCACAGAGAUAUUGGCAAGAGUCCAAAGGAAGCCCUUAGAUUAUUUGGUCAAUAUAGGCAUAGAGACUCCUAUUAACAAAGUAACUUCUGAAACAGGAAACUUUCCAACAUUUAUGAAGAGAACUGUGCAAGAGGAGAUGGAGCGAAGUUCAGCUGAAUACACUAUUUUCUCUGAUGCAGUUAGUCAGCAGUGGGGGGCAAAAUAUAGGAGGGAGGCAGAGAACCUCUUCAGGCAAAGAUCUAUUGGAAUGGAGUAUCCUAUAGCCAGCUCUUGUAAUAAGGGAGUAGCAUUGAGUGCUGGGAAACCUGAAGAUCCUACAUGGACUCUGAUGGUGGAGAAUAUUGUUGAAUAUAGUGAGAAGAAACAUGCUUGUUGCACUUUAAGGGACUUGAAAAGGCCAAAGAGAUUCAGAGAUUUAAUUGGGUUGGAAUAUGUGAAGGCCAAGGACUCUGAGGCCAGGAGCCUUAGUUUCAGGAACUAUAGUCAGCAAUCAGCCAAUAUCAGUAUUCCUGUUGCUCCAAUCUUUUGUACGUUGCCACAAGCUUUCAGCUUUUGGCAUGGCAGAAACCAAGUAACCUUUGAAAGUGCACAUAAAGUAAGGCAAUCUCUUCCAUUAAGCAGACGAUCAGGGAGCAUAUGUAAGAAGGAUCGCAUGCAAGGCCAUUUCAAGGUUAGAAGAAAAAGGAACCAAAUUAAAAGUACUGCUUUCCUAAAGUAUCUUUUAGAAAAUGUCCCUAAGCAUAAUUAUAAGCUUAUCAACUCUGUAUAUUUAAUGAUUAAACCAGCUGCCAUAGAAAACAAAGUAGCUGUGAUAUGGGACCAAACACCAAAGCAAAGAUCCAACCGAAGCAGUUCACUACACAUUUCCAGAGCUAGCAAACAUACCAAAGACCCAGCUGUCUUGAAGAGGCUAUCUGCUUUAGCCAAUAAUUUGCUGGUCCCUUCAACAAACUCUCAGAAUUUCAAACUGUCAAUGAAUUCCACAGAUCUUUCCCCUUUAACUGUAAAGAACAGCCAACUCAGAAAAAAGAAACUACUGGAAGUUUUUUCCUGGGUUAACAUGAAGUUAAAUUCUCGGUGGAUUAAGGGCAACAAGUACUCUGCUAAGAUGUUCAGCUCUCAGUCUUUGGCACUUUAUCCUGUAGAAUCAACAAAAGUGUAUGCCUUGGAACCAAGCAACAGAAUUCCCCUAGCAUUCAGUACUCCCAAAUUCCCGCUUUCUUUUAAUAUAAAAAUGGGUUCCAGUCCUAUGAGCAGUGCCCUAGGGAUUACAUCCAUGCACAGUAUCACUAAUAGGAUGGCUUUGGGAGAGCCAGAAGCUUUGCAGCCUGCAAAAUGGACUUUCUCUUUCCUACUGUCUCAAAGCAGCCUGGGUGAAUCCCCAGUCCAUGAAGGUCCCUGUGUUCCUGCUGAGUCCUGCAUUGCAUCAGCAUCUCUACAUGCAGCAAAGAAUAGCAGAAGAUAUGCUGUAGCUAAGAAGAAUUCAGGCUGCUCUGCAUUUGGCCUGCAGACGGUACUAGCAUUGUCUUCCCCUGGAUGUUAUAGGGUCUGGACAAGAGAAAGAAAUCUAACCAGUCAAAUCCCAGCUAUCCAGAGGCUGACUGUGCUACAAUUUGCCCAGGGCUUGAAAGGGUUAAAAUGUUCCUCUUCUGUAUCAGUUGACCUCUUCUCUUCCUUGCCCUAUUUGCUGGGUAGGGCACUGUCCAUAUGGAGCCAGCAUGGUCCUUCCACCUGUCCCUCCGAAUUCACUCCUCUCCAUUCCAAUCGCUGCAAGUGGCAGCCUGUCACUACCGAAACCACAAGUCUGGGCCUCGGGAACAGCUCUGCCAUGUUGCCUCAUGUGCCUGACUGGGUUGUUGACAUUCCCAAGCCUGUAUAUGAUAAGUUGAGGUUGGAACCAUACUUCUCUGCAUCGUUACCAACGUCUUGCUCGAUUCCAGAACCUGAGCACUCUCCUCUUGGACAUUUGACACCUGAAUUUCAGAUCCACCCUUUAGAUGAUGUUUCUGUCCCUUCGUUACCCUCAAGUGGUACUCAGUUGGAAAAAGCAAAAUUGGAGAAGAGGCCAAAGAAGGUGUCUCAGAUUCGGAUUCGGAAGACUAUUCCUAAACCAGAUCCCAACCUCACUCCCAUGGGACUUCCUAGGCCAAAGAGGUAAA